This is a messenger RNA of Loa loa (African eye worm), 1605 nucleotides long. RefSeq names its product citrate synthase. The transcript is spliced from 10 exons. Bases 64 to 1470 code for a protein of 468 amino acids. NCBI's taxonomy places the organism in Eukaryota, Metazoa, Nematoda, Chromadorea, Rhabditida, Onchocercidae. The record is from RefSeq and is a predicted model, not a curated record. Gene Ontology annotation, biological process: carbohydrate metabolic process; citrate metabolic process; tricarboxylic acid cycle. Gene Ontology annotation, cellular component: mitochondrial matrix.
CAAGUUUCAGUUCUGUUUGAAAUUUGCAGAACUCUCGCAAGACACACACGCUGUCUAUGUAUAAUGGCUCUUACUGCAAAAAUUCAUAAUAUUUGUUCGAAAUAUCAAUUAAAACAACUGCAAGGAUUGGCAGGAUGCUUUCAAUAUUCAACAGCGGUGUCAGCAACAAAUCUCAAGGAGGUAAUUGCUCAAAAAAUUUCAACUCAUAACGAGAAAGUUCGAGAAUUUCGGAAACAACAUGGUGCAACGGUAAUUCAGAAUGUAACUGUGGAUAUGCUUUAUGGUGGAAUGCGGACUUUAAAGGCACUAGUGACUGAGACAUCCGUGCUAGAUCCGGAGGAAGGUAUACGCUUUCGUGGUUAUUCUAUACCAGAGUGCCAAAAAAUCUUGCCUAAGGCAAAAGGAGGUGAGGAACCAUUACCGGAGGGGAUUUGGUGGCUGUUGUGCACUGGUGAUAUCCCAACUGAGGCACAAACUACAGCAAUCAGUAAGGAAUGGGCUGCACAUGCGGAUCUACCGAAGCAUGUAGAACAAAUGAUCUGCAAUUUCCCGAACAAUUUACAUCCUAUGGCGCAGUUUAUUUCCGCUAUUGCCGCUCUUAACUGUGAAAGUAAAUUUGCCAAAGCCUACAGUGAUGGAGUACAAAAAGCGAAAUAUUGGGAGUUUGUAUAUGAUGAUGCUAUGAAACUUCUUGCGAAAUUACCCACAAUUGCUGCACUUAUUUAUCGAAAUUUGUACAGAGAUGGUACAUUGGCAAGUGUAGUUAACUUAUCGAAUGAUUGGUCUGCUAAUUUUACAUCAAUGCUUGGUUUCAAGGAUCCAAACUUCACCGAACUUAUGCGCCUAUAUCUCACAAUCCAUAGCGAUCACGAAGGCGGUAAUGUUUCUGCGCAUACGUCGCAUCUAGUCGGUUCUGCUUUAUCAGAUCCAUAUUUAUCGUUCUCCGCUGCUAUGGCUGGGCUUGCUGGGCCGCUACAUGGCCUGGCUAAUCAGGAGGUAUUGGUGUUCUUAUCAAAGUGCAGGAAAGAACUAGGCGAUAAUUACACUGAUCAGCAAUUGUGCGACUGGAUAUGGAAUCAUUUGAAGAGUGGGCAGGUAGUACCGGGUUAUGGUCAUGCUGUACUGCGUAAAACAGACCCACGAUACACCUGUCAGCGAGAAUUUGCCUUGAAACAUCUUCCGAAGGAUUCAAUGUUCCAUCUUGUUUCAAAGCUCUACGAAUUUACGCCUGACAUCCUUUUGAAGCAGGGAAAGGCCAAAAAUCCAUGGCCCAAUGUGGAUGCACAUUCUGGAGUAUUGCUGCAAUAUUAUGGCAUGAAAGAGAUGUCCUUCUAUACGGUACUUUUUGGUGUAUCACGUGCACUUGGCUGCUUAUCGCAGAUGAUAUGGUCUCGCGCUAUGGGCCUGCCACUCGAACGUCCCAAAUCUCAUUCGACGGACGGUUUGAUGAAGUUGGUUGAGAAAAAAUGAAGGAAAAAAAUAUAUAAGCUGUUGCAUAUUUUCUUAAAUGUUCCACGAAAAUUUCUGUAUUCCUGCCCAAUAUUAAUGCUAAUACGCAUAACAGUUGCCAUUGAUAAUGAUCGCUUUUAUUGAUUUCUUGUUUUG